CCCUGCACCCCCGUCCCCUCCCGAAGGGACCCAACGUACCCCUCCAGUGCGCGCCCUUCUUCGUGCACCCGCGUCCCCUCCCAAGCGCUCCCCUUCCGUGCGCCCCCGUCCCCUCCCGAGCGCCCCCAUCCCGCGUGCGACCCUCCCCGUGCGUCCCUGCCCCUAGGCGGGCGGCUGCCGCGGCUCGGGGAGAAGGGGCGGGCGCUCCGAGACUCGUCCCUGGGGCCCAGCGCGGGCCGGGGCAGCAGCGGCGUGAUGUCACGGCAGGGAGGGGGCGCGGGAGCCGCCGGGCUGGCGGGGAGGCGGGGGAGGUGUUUUCCAGCUUUAAAAAGGCAGGAGGCAGAGCGCGGCCCUGCGUCAGAGCGAGACUCAGAGGCUCCGAACUCGCCCGCGGAGUCGCCGCGCCAGAUCCCAGCGGCCGGGCGCGGGCACCAGGGCGGCGGGCACAGGGCUCGGAGCCACCUCGCAGGUCCCAGGGCCCCGGCCGGGCCCUGCCACGCGCUCACACGCCCCCUGAUGACUUUCCUCCCGGGCGCGCGGCGCUGAGUCCGAGGCCAGGGCUGCCUUUCCCAGAGACCCGACCCCGGCGGCUCGGGGAGCCCGCUCCUCCCGUGCCUCCGCCCGCCGCUCCGCUCCCCGCCGCCGCCGCGCGGAUGCCAAGCACCAGUUUUCCAGUCCCUUCCAAGUUUCCACUCGGCCCUGCGGCUGCGGUCUUCGGGAGCGGAGAAACUUUGGGGCCUGCGCCGCGCACCAUGAAGUCGGCGGAGGAAGAACACUAUGGCUACGCGCCCUCCAGCGUCGGCCCUGCACUGCGGCUGCCCACAACACACUCCUCCCUGCCGGCCCCGUGCCAUGACCUUCAGACCUCCACCCCGGGCCUCGUCCUGCCGGUGGAACACCCCGCGGGGUACGGGGCAGCCCUGGAUGGUGGGCCUGCGGGCUACUUCCUGUCGUCCGGCCACGUGAGGCCGAACGGGGCCCCCGCCCUGGAGAGCCCGCGCAUCGAGAUCACCUCGUACCUGGGUCUGCACCACAGCAACAACCAGUUUCUCCAGGACACGGAGGUGGAAGACGUCCUCCCCAGCUCCAAGCGCUCCCCGUCCACAGCCACGCUGAGCCUGCCCGGCCUGGAGGCCUACAGGGACCCCUCCUGCCUGAGCCCAGCCAGCAGCUUGUCCUCCCGCAGCUGCACCUCCGAGGCCUCCUCCUAUGAGUCCAGCUACUCGUACCCGUAUGCGUCACCCCAGACGUCGCCGUGGCAGUCUCCCUGCGUGUCCCCAAAGACCACGGACGCUGAGGAGGGCUUUCCCCGCGGGCUGGGGGCCUGCAUGCUGCUGGGCUCCCCGCGGCACUCACCCUCCACCUCCCCGCGUGCCAGUGUCACCGAGGAGAGCUGGCUGGGCGCCCGCUCCUCCAGGCCCGCGUCGCCCGGCAACAAGAGGAAGUACAGCCUCAACGGCCGGCAGCCACCAUGCUCGCCCCAGCGCUCGCCCACGCCGUCCCCACACGGCUCCCCGCGGGUCAGCGUGACCGACGACUCGUGGCUGGGCAACAGCACCCAGUACACCAGCUCGGCCAUCGUGGCCGCCAUCAACGCGCUGACCACUGACAGCAGCCUGGACCUGGGCGACGGCGUCCCCGUCAAGUCCCGCAAGACCACCCUGGAGCAGCCGCCCUCGGUGGCGCUCAAGGUGGAGCCCGUCGGGGAGGACCUGGGCAGCCCCCCGCCCCCGGCCGACUUCGCGCCUGAAGACUUCUCUUUCCAGCACGUCAGGAAGGGCGGCUUCUGCGACCAGUACCUGGCAGUGCCGCAGCACCCAUACCAGUGGGCAAAGCCGAAGCCCCUGUCCCCCACACCCUACAUGAGCCCGACCCUGCCUGCCCUGGACUGGCAGCUGCCGUCUCAUUCCGGCCCGUACGAGCUCCGGAUCGAGGUGCAGCCGAAGUCCCACCACCGCGCCCACUAUGAGACGGAAGGCAGCCGCGGGGCCGUGAAGGCGUCAGCCGGAGGACACCCCGUUGUGCAGCUCCAUGGCUACUUGGAGAACGAGCCUCUGAUGCUACAGCUAUUCAUCGGGACAGCGGAUGACCGCCUGCUGCGCCCGCAUGCUUUCUACCAGGUGCACCGGAUCACAGGGAAGACCGUGUCCACCACCAGCCACGAGGCCAUCCUCUCCAACACCAAAGUCCUGGAGAUCCCACUCCUGCCGGAGAACAACAUGCGUGCCGUCAUCGACUGUGCGGGAAUCCUGAAACUCAGAAACUCCGACAUUGAACUCCGGAAGGGUGAGACCGACAUCGGGAGGAAGAACACGCGGGUGCGGCUGGUCUUCCGCGUGCACGUCCCGCAGCCCGGCGGCCGCACGCUGUCCCUGCAGGUGGCCUCCAACCCCAUCGAAUGCUCCCAGCGCUCAGCCCAGGAGCUGCCUCUGGUGGAGAAGCAGAGCACAGACAGCUACCCGGUCGUAGGUGGGAAGAAGAUGGUCCUAUCCGGCCACAACUUCCUGCAGGAUUCCAAGGUCAUCUUCGUGGAGAAAGCCCCAGAUGGCCACCACGUCUGGGAGGUGGAAGCAAAAACCGACCGUGACCUGUACAAGCCGAAUUCUCUGGUGGUUGAGAUCCCGCCUUUUCGGAAUCAGAGGAUAACCAGCCCCGUUCACGUCAGUUUCUAUGUCUGCAACGGGAAGAGAAAGCGAAGCCAGUACCAACGCUUCACCUACCUUCCUGCCAACGUUCCAAUUAUAAAAACAGAACCCACUGAUGAUUUCGAGCCUGCUCCAGCCUGUGGACCGGUGAGCCAAGGGUUAAGUCCGCUCCCAAGAUCAUACUACAGCCAGCAGCUGGCCAUGCCACCCGACCCCGGCUCCUGCCUCGUGGCCGGUGUCCCGGCCUGUCCGCAGAGAGGCUCCCUGAUGCCAGCAGCCCCCGGCACGAGCCCCAAGCUCCACGACCUUUCUCCCGCUGCCUACUCCAAGGCCAUCGCCAGCUCGGGCCAUUGUCACCUGGGGCUCCUGGCGCCGGCCGGAGAGGCCCCCACCGUCACCCCCGCCAUCCAGGACGUGCCCAGGCCAGCGGCCAUGCACCCCGGCUCUCCCGGACAGCCGCCCCCGGCCCUGCUUCCACAGCAGGUGAGUGCGCCUCCGAGCGGUAGCCACCCCCCUGGGCUCGAACACUCACUCUGCCCCAGCAGCCCCUCUCCUCCACUCCCGCCCGCUGCCCAAGAGCCGACCUGCCUGCAGCCCUGCAGUCCAGCGUGCCCGCCUGCCACGGGCCGCCUACAGCACCCGCCGCCCACGGUCCGCAGGGACGAGUCUCCGACCGCCCGGCCCCGGCUGCUGCCAGAGGCCUGUGAGGACGGUAGUCCUAAUUUGGCCCCUAUUCCUGUAACGGUCAAGCGAGAGCCGGAAGAAUUGGACCAGUUGUACCUGGACGACGUAAAUGAAAUAAUACGAAAUGACCUCUCCAGCACGAGCACCCACUCAUAGUUGCCACCUGGGAGCAUUCAGUUCAGCGGGUGUGCUGACUCUAGCAAAGAUUUGAACACACCUGGUGCCACUCAGAACCUGCAACUGACAACGCUGGGAGCUAAAGAUGAGUAGUUCAAGCAAGUGGCUCUCCAGCGAGGAAGGGAGGCCACCGUCUCAGGACAACAGAGGGAGGUGGCUAGGCCGCCACGGGAGCAGCCCACACGCAGCCUGACCCCAAGCCCAGCCCUCUGGCACCCUGGGCUUCAAUACUGGAAGUGCCUUACUUAACUACAGCGUCAGGGCGCCGUGGAACUGAGCGUUGAAUUUGCGACUGUGGGAGCAGAGACUGUAAGCACAGUUCACGUGAGGGUUUAUCCUUUGUGCAAGUGCAGACGGUGCUGGCAGGCUUCGAGGGGUCCCACACGAGUCUCCGCCGUAGGGAACGUUUCCGGGGCCACGAAGUACAAUCUUGCUGGCUCAUCCAGUGCGUUCUGGAAUCUUCCAGUCUGUCAUCUCAGCUCUCGGGUCGUGCGCUUCCCUCGCCGGCGCCGUUAAACCGUAGACUGUUCACGGUCGCGUGCUGGCAUCUUUGCUUUUAAUCUGGCUUUGAACACAGCACAGUAAGUUGAAUAGCACAACAUGGGUUACUGGACAGAAACAAACCUGUGAUAGGAUGGGCCUGCGUCUGCAUGUAUGUACCUAUCUCGGCAUAUGCUUGUGUGUAAUGAAUGGCUCUCCCGGCCAGCGCUCCCGCGUUCGCCCCAGGACCCCGCUGCUCCUGCUGGAGUCCCGUCCGUGUCACCUCUAGCAGACGGCCGCGUUUUCUCCUCUGGUGCGGUCCAGGGAGGACUUCAGAGAGCCAGGAGCUGGCACUCACAGUAGCUGUAGGUGACCAGAUGGCAGAAUUAGAAACUGAUUGUAAAUAACACGCAAAGUGAGUGCAAUCUGUCUGUUCAGUUAUAAUUGUUUCACAGAAGCCUCACACUCUGCUUCAUCUGAAAAACCGACACCAAAAACGACGCUUUAACACGCGGCCUGCGGAGUUUCCAGACUAGUGACUGUCCGCAGAUGGGUCCGUGUAGGCUCUGCUACUGCUUGUGUACAGUUAACUGCUUUUGAUGUAUGAUGACUCGCCGUGGUCUCUUGUCCCAUAUAACCAAAAAGCAUGGUUUCUUCAUGAAAACACGGUCGACCUGAACUGGUGCCUUAGGAAUUAACGCCGCCUGGUGGAACAUGCCCAAAUUGCACCUGCGGCUGGAGGUGCCAGCUGUGGAGUCACUGAGGCUCCUGCAGGACCAUCUGUAAUACGCUACAGCACGACGGCUGCUCCUGUGUGUAACUCACAGGAAGAAACGGCCUGCAGGCCCUCCCGUGGGGCUGCGUGGAGCUGCGAGGGCGUGCGGACGUGUGGCUGCAUGUACGUUCGCCCGCAGCUGGGUGCCCACCCUGCCCCUGGCGCCGUGGGAGCUGCAUGGAGCCUUUCUCGUUGACGGACCGUCAUCGAGACGGAAAAGUUUGGUGUUUGUGUCAGCUGUCUUUGUAGUUACGAAAUGGAUCCAAUAAAGCCAUAUUUUUUUUUGCUGGA
Messenger RNA from Callithrix jacchus (white-tufted-ear marmoset), 5052 nucleotides. RefSeq names its product nuclear factor of activated T cells 1 (gene NFATC1). Gene Ontology annotation, cellular component: transcription regulator complex. The record is from RefSeq and is a predicted model, not a curated record. Lineage: Eukaryota; Metazoa; Chordata; Mammalia; Primates; Cebidae. Gene Ontology annotation, molecular function: DNA-binding transcription factor activity, RNA polymerase II-specific; transcription factor binding; RNA polymerase II cis-regulatory region sequence-specific DNA binding. Gene Ontology annotation, biological process: calcineurin-NFAT signaling cascade; cytokine production; regulation of transcription by RNA polymerase II.